UGGUAAAGGGGACACGAGAAGGAAACGAGUUAUCGCGCCGGAAGGGGUUCGGUUCUCGUGUGGGUGAUUUGAGGUGCAUUUAUGAAGAUGAAGUUGAGUCUGUCCAAAGUGGUUAGUGGCUGCCGUCUUGGCAUGCUGACAAACGUUGGCAAGAAAGGGAUUCAGCACAUGGACAUUCCAGGUUGUCUGCUUUAUACCAAAAUGGGAUCAGCGCCACACCUCACCCAUGACACUCUGGAGACUGUCAAAGAUGUUCCUGUUGUUGCACAACUUCCAUUUCCAACUCUGGUAGAGCUUCAGGAGGUCAUGGAGGAAUAUAAAGAAGGAAUUGGAAAGUUUGUAGGUAUGCCUGACUCAGUAGUGUACUGUUCCCUCCAUGACCCUGCUGUUAUCUCUCCUUCCGGCUACAACAACAACAAGACAAUUUCCAUAUGGGGGCUGGGAGGGAGAAUGGAAAUGACGCCAGCAAAGUUCAUGACCAUUCAACGGGCUCUCCAGCCAGACUGGUUCCAGUGUCUCUCAGAUGGAGAUACAAUUGCCGGAGAAGUCUCCAAGAAGAGGGCCAAGAAGUCUGUGGAUCGAUCACUGUCCUUUUUGGAUGAAUGCUUACGACUGCAAGUGGAGUUUCCGGAAUUGCAAAGGAGUGUGAUGAUUGGGGUUAUUGAAGGUGGGGAUGUGUUGGAGGAGAGGCUACGAUCCGCCAGGGAGACUGCCAAGCGCCCUGUGGGUGGCUUCUUGCUGGACAGCUUCCAGGGAAAUGCCAUGGCCAAGGACACCAAGCUGGAACUCUUGUCCUCUGCUGUGGCAGAACUGCCAGAAGAUAAACCAAGGCUCAUCCAUGGUAUUGGCAGGCCAGAUGAAGUGCUGGAAUUAAUUGAGAGAGGAGUGGAUGUUUUUGAGAGUUGUUUCCCUUACCAGGUGACAGAACGGGGUUGUGCCUUGUCCUUCAGCUACAGUUAUCAUCAAGAUCCUGAUGGAGGUGUCCUAAAAGAAGAUGAAGAACCAGACAUGGAAGAAAGCAAGGAUAAAAAAACAAAAAACAAAAUCCUCGGUGGAGCUGAAGGGAUGACUGCAUUUGAAAUAUGUUUGAAAGAGAAAAGGUACCAGGAUGAUUUUGGUCCUUUAGUGAGUGGAUGCUCAUGCUACUGCUGUCAGAAUCAUAGUCGUGCCUAUGUCCACCACCUCCUCAUGACCAAGGAGUUGCUGGCCGGUGUCCUGCUCAUGAUGCAUAACUUUCAGCACUACUUUGCCUUCUUCCGUUCCAUUCGCGAUGCCCUGAAAGAAGACAGGCUGGAGAAAUUGAAGGAGAUCAUCUUCAGGCAAGCAGUUCAAGCCCCCCAAAUACACAGAGUAUAGGAAGAAGAACCACCCAUGGAUUAGGAAUCUCCACAUCUGGCCCAUGAUCAUGUCAUUGGCAGCACAGUUGUCCUGGUCCCUAACAGGCUUAGGGGUGAUGGAGCCUUUCCCCACAAGCCACUCCACUGAAGAAAUGUGAAAGGUAAAGAUAAGAGCUGAGGAUCUACUUAAAGGCAUCCAACAUUCAACUGGCCAUAUUUUUUUUGUAAUGAAUUUUGUUGGCAAUCUUUAUAAAUCAUGAAGACUAUUGAAGCUGAAUGAAAAGAAUAUAAAAUGCCAGCCUCCAUUAUGGACUCUUUCAUCUUCAUUAUAUGAAUAUCAGGGCUGUAUUUUUUUUAACAUCUCUGUGAAGAGAUGUAAGGUAAAGUAAGGUAAAGGAUUCAGGAAGAAGUUCCUUUUGUAACAUACCUUUCUUGGGUAUCCUGUUUUUUGAGGGGGACAUAAUGGCUAUUUUGCAAAUGGUAGCAAACCUCACAGCACUCCACACUGUUGACAGAACUGUGACAGCAUUGUGACUCUCAUGUUACUGUAGUGUAGAGCAUAAGAAAUAUGGUUGAUGUCAGUCCACAGUUUGGAUGAAAUAAUCCCAGACUGCUUAGGUAUUGUAAAGGUUUUUAAUGGUCCAGAAAACAGUAUUAUUCUUGAAUGUUUCAGUUUUUCAGUUCACAUUUUCUGAAUUUUAUCUUUAGCAUGCUGUUUUUACUGGAUUUCUGGGUUUUUGUACAAAAGGGAUUUUUAAAAGUUUUUUUUAAAACUACAUUUUAUGGGAAACAUUAAUAAGACACAUCCAUAGUUUUCUAUUUCUUCCUAGUCAGUGAACUGCACUGAUCCAAUAAAGAGGUGGUUUGUAUGUGUGUGGUUGCACAUACCCACCAAACAGAUGGUUUGUCUAACCAGCUUUGGCAAGGCCAGUCAUCUCUUUGAGGGGGCUGGUGAUGAUGAAUCCAUUUUCGUCCUCCAUGCUAAACUGUAGACUGGUGUUUUCUGGUUUUAUUUCAGGGCCGAUUUGCUGAGAGACGCAUACUGUGGAUGUGAAUGUUGCAUCAACCACUACUUGCACUGCUCUGGGAUGUUUUUUAAUGUCAAGUUUAACAUAAUGUUUUUCAACUUCAUCCAAUUUUUUUUACUUUGUGUGGCAAUUUUUCCCACACAUGGUCUUGAUGAUGACACCUCUUAGAAAUGAUAUUGCUACCCAGCAUCAAAUCUGGCGUAAUAAUGUAGUUUACUGCCACCAAUUAUGGCUUAUAGAAGUCUUUUAAUGUGCCUUACAAAAUUUUGGUUUAUAAAAAAAAAUUAUAUCUGGGGCAGGGCAGAGGGCCACGUGGGGCAGUGAGUGAACUGUCAUCAUGUAAUCUGCUGUUGAAUAUUCCUUUCCCAGAUCUUAAAGGUACAUGGUUCACAGAUAGCCUUUAAUUUUCUCUUGAUUUUUUUCUAAUUCCUCUAGUAUGUAUUAUUACUUUAUGAUCCCCCUUCACUCAGAGGUCACUAACCACUGUGAAACAGAGUGAAACAGUUGUUUUACAAUUUGUGUAUCCAUUUUAAGAAGGAAAUAAUACUGUAUUUGAUUAAAGUGAGAGAUGAGUUCAAGUUCACCAAAUAAUUUUUUUACAGGACUUCAGCAGGACUGAGGCAACCCUUCUCAUGUAAAAAGGUAGUUAGGAUUCAGACCUUCCUUGUUGCUUUGCUGUCUAGGAGAUUAGCAUGAUUUUUGUUUUAUUUCCCUGCCUGUUUAUCUAGGAAUUCAGAGUGGUAUUUAUGGAGCUGCUAAGCCAUUGACUUAUGCCCACAGGAUUAGUGGCCCUAGCUCAAUUUUUAGUUAAAAGGACCAUGGAUUGCAAAGUUGGAAACAGCCUCUGUCUGAAAGUCUGGAGUCAGUGCUAUGGUAGUGGAGUGCAUGACUCACAGUAAGGCAGUUUAAUGUAUGUUAACUCCUCCCACUGGGAAAUGAGAGAUUUUCUCGGGCUCUUCAUUUACUGGUGGACCCUCUGCCAGAUCCUAGACCUCAUUAAGAGUGCAACUGUGCUCAUCACAGAUGCUCUGCCUGAGAGUGAAGAUGUAUCUCCCAGUCCCCAGAAUGUCCCGUUGUGCUGUUUUCGUAACCUUGUGGCUGUGUUAUAGUGAACAUGUGCAUUGUGCACGGACAUGUAUGCAUCAGUUUGUAAGAAGGAGUCAAUGCACAUUCACUGGGGACCAUCAUCUAAAUCACACAUUGAGCCAUAUAUGCAUUGAAUGUACCGUGAGAAUAAAGAAAAAUCAAGUAUACACUUAAA
Heteronotia binoei (common prickly gecko) is the source of this 3626-nucleotide messenger RNA. RefSeq names its product queuine tRNA-ribosyltransferase accessory subunit 2 (gene QTRT2). The record is from RefSeq and is a predicted model, not a curated record. Gene Ontology annotation, molecular function: tRNA-guanosine(34) queuine transglycosylase activity. The transcript is spliced from 9 exons. NCBI's taxonomy places the organism in Eukaryota, Metazoa, Chordata, Lepidosauria, Squamata, Gekkonidae. The coding region runs from base 82 to 1356 and encodes 424 amino acids.